Messenger RNA from Ceratitis capitata (Mediterranean fruit fly), 664 nucleotides. RefSeq lists its product as uncharacterized. Lineage: Eukaryota; Metazoa; Arthropoda; Insecta; Diptera; Tephritidae. The record is from RefSeq and is a predicted model, not a curated record. The transcript is spliced from 3 exons. Bases 1 to 543 code for a protein of 180 amino acids.
AUGAAUUGCGGCUCUGAAAUAGACAAAAUGUACUUUAAUUGGUUUUCUAAGCAAUUGAAAUAUUUAGCAGUCAAAUUGGGUGUAUCUAAUUUUAAUGCUUCAUAUGGAUGGUUAAACAAAUGGCGAAUAAGGAAUAAUGUUGCUUGGACUAAAGUAGAAGCAACGAUAAUCCAGAACUGCUUCCAUAAAGCAGAAUUUUCGGAAAUUGAUGAGAGUUUUUCCGGUUUUGAUUUCGAAGAUGAUCUUCUGCUGGCAAUCUAUGCUAGAAUUCACGAAGGACUCGAUUUGGCAAAGGAUCUCGACGAUUUUCUCCAAAUAGAUCAAAACGUCUGCACUGAAGACAACACUAUAGAAAUUCAAUUUGAAGAACAAAACGAUGUUAUGGACAAUUCCGAUUCAGAAGAAGAUUAUAAUCAAGACAAAAGUGAGCCCAUAACAUCGUACGAUGAGGAGUUAAAACUUGUUGCGCGUUUGAAACAAUUUGCCAAAAAUGAUUUUGUAUCUAGCUUUUCAAUACAUCAAAAAUAUCGAGGGUCAUUUUGAGAAUGAACAUUUUAAAUUAAAACAAUCAAUAUUCAAGCAAUCAACCAUUACAACAUUUUUUCAACCAAAGUAGUACUGAAAUGUAAAGUCUUGUAUGUAUUUAUGUACAUGUAUGACAACG